Grus americana (Whooping crane) is the source of this 1455-nucleotide messenger RNA. RefSeq names its product butyrophilin-like protein 2. The coding region runs from base 1 to 1455 and encodes 484 amino acids. NCBI's taxonomy places the organism in Eukaryota, Metazoa, Chordata, Aves, Gruiformes, Gruidae. The record is from RefSeq and is a predicted model, not a curated record. The transcript is spliced from 10 exons.
AUGGAGCCUGACUUCAGCGUGGUGGGACCAGGCCACUCUCUCCAGGUCACUGUGGGGCAGUAUGUCGUGCUGCCAUGUCACUUGUCCCCCAGCGUGGAGGCUCGAAGCUUGGACAUCAGGUGGAUCCGGCCCCGGUUCUCCAAAACGGUGCACCACUACCGAAAUGGAGAGGACCUGUACAGUGAACAGCUGAGGGAAUAUGUUGGGAGGACAGAGUUGGUCAGAGAUGGUCUCUCCCGUGGACGCCUGGACUUGCGAAUCUCUGCGUUGAGACCCUCUGAUGAUGGUCAGUACAUCUGCACUGUGACAGAUGGUGCCUCUUAUGGAGAAGCUACGCCAGCCACAGGCUCUGUCCCUCAGCUCUCCCUGGAGGCUUACGAGGACGGAGGCAUCCGGGUGGUGUGUCGAUCGGCCGGCUGGUACCCACAGCCAGAUGUGCUGUGGAAAGAUCCCGAUGGGCAGCAUCUCCCCUCGGCCUCCCAGAGACAUUCCUCGGAUACGAGGGGCCUAUUUAGCAUCGAAUAUGUCAUCGUUGUGACCGAUGGGAACAGACUUGGGAACUGGUCCUGCGUGGUGGCCAUCGUCCCCCAGGAGCCGGUGCUCUUCUCCAUGCCAACAUCACCUAUGGGCCGGAAAGCUGGAGCCCGGCGCAGGUCGGCAGCGAUGAAGACGCAGAUGUGGCUCGUCCUGAGUUAUUUGGUGACUCUCCACGUCCUGCGGCUGGGAUCAGCUGACUUCAGCGUGGUGGGACCAGACCACCCUCUCCAGGUCACCGUGGGGCGGUAUGUCGUGCUGCCAUGUCACUUGUCCCCCAGCAUGGAUGCUCGAAGCUUGGACAUCAGGUGGAUCUGGCACCAGGUCUAUGAAACGGUGCACCACUACCGAAAUGGAGAGGACCUGUACAGGGAGCAGAUGGAGGAAUAUGAUGGGAGAACAGAGUUGGUCAGAGAUGGUCUCUCCCGUGGACGCCUGGACUUGCGAAUCUCUGGGUUGAGACCCUCUGAUGAUGGUCAGUACAUCUGCACUGUGACAGAUGGUGCCUCUUAUGGAGAAGCUAUGGUGGAUGUGGAGGUGUCAGGAGACCUGGCACAUGGUCUGGAAGCGUUGGGGCUUCUUGAACAAAGACGGCCAGCCACAGGCUCUGUCCCUCAGCUCUCCCUGGAGGCUUACGAGGACGGAGGCAUGCGGGUGGUGUGUCGAUCGGCCGGCUGGUACCCACAGCCGGAGGUGCUGUGGAAAGAUCCCGAUGGGCAGCAUCUCCCCUCGGUCUCCCAGGGACAUUGCUCUGAUACGAGGGGCCUGUUUGGCAUCGAAGAUGUCAUUGUUGUGUCCAAUGGGAACAGACAUGGGAAGUGGUCCUGCGUGGUCAGGAACAGCCGCCUCAACCAGGAGCAGGAGACGUCGUUGCACAUCUCAGAGACAACAGUUGCAGGACUGAAUGGUGAGUCUCCAUGA